Penicillium diatomitis is the source of this 339-nucleotide messenger RNA. RefSeq lists its product as uncharacterized. The record is from RefSeq and is a predicted model, not a curated record. Lineage: Eukaryota; Fungi; Ascomycota; Eurotiomycetes; Eurotiales; Aspergillaceae. Bases 1 to 339 code for a protein of 112 amino acids. The transcript is spliced from 2 exons.
AUGGUGGCUGCCGCUAUUCGCCCGAUAUCCCUUCGUCUAUUCGUGCUGGUCCUGACUCCAUUUAGCCGGGUGUCCUUAGGCCUGCUCAUUCCCCAACUUCUGCCCCAGUUCUCCAAACAAGAUCCCGGUGUCUCGUUCCUCACGCGCCAACGCGAACCGACCACCAACGAACCAGCCGAACAGCCCAACCCCGAAGAUGCACCCACCGAAACAAUGAUAGCCACCCCGACAAGCCCAUGCGGCGCAGACGCCUGCACCAAGCCAGGAACCCUCGCAUGCUCGAGCUGCGAAAAGCCCAAACCCCAAUACUGCAGCGCCGCAUGCCAAAAACAACCCUGA